Messenger RNA from Tetranychus urticae (two-spotted spider mite), 1834 nucleotides. RefSeq names its product cholesterol 7-desaturase nvd. Gene Ontology annotation, biological process: cholesterol metabolic process. Lineage: Eukaryota; Metazoa; Arthropoda; Arachnida; Trombidiformes; Tetranychidae. Gene Ontology annotation, molecular function: 2 iron, 2 sulfur cluster binding; oxidoreductase activity. The record is from RefSeq and is a predicted model, not a curated record. Gene Ontology annotation, cellular component: cytoplasm.
AUUGCUGAUUACAGAUUGCUGAAACAGGCAAACACAGCCGGUUUUUUUCAUAACUAGUUUAACCUUGUUAUGCCGAGGUUGAAGAUGUACGGAUAACCACUCAAGACCUAUGAGGUUGUUAAAGCAAAUAUUCAAUGUGAUUUGCAGCUGAAUUAGAGCGUAUCUUAUAUUUAAUUGUUACCAUUUGACUUAUUGAAGUUUCGAUCUUGUUUUUAAUAUAAAUUUCUUAUUUUCAUCUCUACUGUUCCACACAACUCAAUCAAUGGGAUUUGCCGGUUUACUCAAUGUCACAGUAGAUUCUCUUUCGCUGGCUUAUCAAAAUCUAAGUGUCCAACUAAUUGUUUAUUUAAUUGUGUUUACCAUUGUUUUGGUUGUGAUUAUUAUUCUUAAUAGACCUGUUAAUAUUAUUCGAGAUUUUAGUAGGACUGAUGUUAACCUUAACCGUUUGAAUCAACCUGGAUGCUUUCCCAACGGCUGGAUUGGUGUUUGUGAAUCUCAAUAUCUAAAGGACAAUGAAAUCAAACGUUUCGAUUUCUGUGGACACAGAAUUAUUUUAUUAAGAUCUUCAUCAUCAUCAUCGUCAUCUGGAUCGUCUCUUGGAAAACCAUAUGCUUUGGAUGCAUUUUGUCCACAUUUAGGAGCUGAUUUCUCAGUCGGAGGUAAAAUAGUGAAAAAAUGUGAAACUGAUUGUAUUCGUUGUCCAUUUCAUGGUUGGGUGUUCCGAGCAAACGAUGGAUUAUGCCUUGAAGUUCCUUAUGCUAAGGACAAAAAACCACCAAAUGGAGUAAAAGUGAAAGUUUGGAAAUGCCUGGAAAUGAAUGGAUUCAUUUAUGUUUGGCAUCAUUCAGAAGGUGAAGACCCAACUUGGACUCCUAAUAUUAUUGAUCAUAUUACAACAAAAAAAUGGAAAUACUUUGGACGAACCGAGCAUUUAGUCAAUUGUUUACUUCAAGAGAUACCUGAAAACGGACCUGAUUUUGCACAUUUAAAUGAAGUUCAUGCUCCUUCUUUCAUGUGGGGAGGAAAAAUAAAAGAAAAUAACAAUAUACUCAUCGAUUCCAUCAGUCACAGAUGGGAAAGUACAUGGCAGAAGGGUGCUUCGAACGAUAGUCACAAAGCUAUUCUCAGUCUGAAAUCAAUGACUUUUUUGUUUGGUUUUAAAUUGGCUGAGCUGGAGUUUGACAGAUUAGAGCAAAUUGGACCUGCAAUUGUUAAUCUAUUCUUUUGCUUCAACCUUUUUGGCAUCCGAUUGGAAGGCUGUUAUGUUCAAAGUGUGAUCUCACUGGCUAUCAACAAACAGAAAAUUAUUCAUCAUUUAUACAUGGAACCAAAUUGGAUGUCAUCGAUAGUUGCUCAAUUUUUAUUAAGAGCUGAAGCAAUCAUGCUUGAACGAGAUAUUCAAAUAUGGAGCAACAAAAUUUAUCUGAAUAACCCAAAAUUAGUGAAGGAAGAGAAACAAAUAGCCAUGUUCCGACGCUGGUACUCACAAUUUUUCAGUAGCUCUAAGGAGCCACAAUACAAAUUUGAAGAUCUCUGGUAACGAAAAUCGCUUAAUUUCCACAAUCAAAAAGUCUAUUCAAAGUUAAUCUUUACUGUCAACCUACAGUUAAAUCUAUCUACAGUAAAAUCUAACACGAAAUGUACAAAGAUUUAUGAUUAUUUAUUGAUAUAAACUAAUCAAUAUCGAGAUAUAUUAUUCUCGUUACUUGAUUACAAAUUGCAGAUAUUCAAUGUUUUUGUUUCUCAUUCGUAUCUUUUUAAACAGUUUCAGCGAAAUCACUGAUUAAUGAUCGGAUGUUUUUAUUCAAAUAAAUUAUGAUGAUUACUGUAAUUU